This is a messenger RNA of Mycena indigotica, 3021 nucleotides long. Its product is annotated as Protein kinase domain-containing protein. The transcript is spliced from 13 exons. Lineage: Eukaryota; Fungi; Basidiomycota; Agaricomycetes; Agaricales; Mycenaceae. Gene Ontology annotation, cellular component: cytoplasm. The coding region runs from base 1 to 3021 and encodes 1006 amino acids. Gene Ontology annotation, molecular function: ATP binding; protein serine/threonine kinase activity. The record is from RefSeq and is a predicted model, not a curated record. Gene Ontology annotation, biological process: autophagy; peptidyl-serine phosphorylation.
AUGGAGUAUCCACAACCUCCGGCCUCCGCUGAUGGCUCUACGGACGUGUUUUCUCUCUCUGACCAAGUUUUGUCAGAGAAACUACAGUUUAUCGAGGAAAUAGGCUUUGGUAACUGGGGCAGCGUCUGGCUUUGCCGCCCCAAGGAUGGUCUUCUCAACAAUAACGACGGCGUCGUUACACUCCAGGAGUCCAAGAUAGCUGUCAAGCUUGUUCAUCGAUCCAAGACUUCAACCACAGCUGCACGCGUCCGUUCUUUAUGGAACGAAAUGAAGAUUGUCCGCGCAUUCAAGACCGACCCCCAUCCCUCCAUCAUUCCCUUCCAUUCGUUCAUAAUAACGCCCUCCUACGCGUUGAUAACCAUGGCAUACCUUCCUACCCUAAUUCCCGUGGAGGUCGACGAAUCCAAAGCCCGCGAGUGGUUCCACUUCCUGCUCUCCGGCACCGAAUUCCUCCAUAAACGUGGAGUUGUCCACAACGACAUCAAGCCUGCAAAUAUCCUGCUUUCUGACAAGAACAUUCCCGUUCUCGUCGACUUUGGCUUCGCAGAGAAGUACGACCUGAAGUCAAGUACAGCUUUCCAUAGUAAUUUGUCGUAUGGGACGCCGGAGUACCUUUCUCCUGAACGCGCCCGUGGGUUGCCCCAUGAUACCAGGAAAUCCGACGUCUGGUCGUUGGGUAUAACUUUCUUUGAAAUACUCAUUGGUCGUACUCCCUUCGAACAUUCGGAUACUGAGCAGUUCUCAACCAAAGAAGAUCUCGAAAAGUACUGGGCUCGUACGCUUCGAGGUCGUUGGGUCGGUACCUGGAAGAUGAGCAAAGGCAUGGAGAGACUUUUACGCAGGAUGAUCUCUCCCAAUGCCGACCUUCGGUGUAAUGCCACGGACGCCAUGAACGAUUCAUACUGGCGUGCAAUGAAGGAGAGUAACAGUAACACAUUGCACAGACGUUCUGCCAGUUAUACGUCGUCAGUUGUUUUCGAAAACGAUCUCUCGAAGCUCGUUUCUCCUCAGUCUUCCAGAGCUAAAGAGAACAGCUUCUCGCCUCCCGGACUCGAGCGCAGCCUCACUAAAUCCAAGUCCCAACCGAAGGUCACAAGCUCGCGAGUUCCAGUGAAAACUCAGAAACGCGUCCCUGUUCCUGCAACCGCAGAUCUUUCGCCCAUCAAAGCAUCACCACCAACUUCACCUCCUGCCAGCGCAACACGACCACCGCUCGCUGCGUUGAGUGGACGAACCCGAGAAAAUCUCCCCCAACACACAAGAGCGCCAUCUCGGGACACCAUUCGCGUCAAACCGUUAUCCGAACUUACUGCAAACCGGAAACGUGACUCAGUGCGAGACCGAGUCCGUGAAUGGGAGCGAGAGAAGGAGCGACUUCGAGAAAUGGAAAGGCUUGAUGAGCUUGAAAGGGAUCGUGAUUCUCAACGAGAAAAGGAAAGGGAGGAAUCAGAGAGAAGACAGAAGGCAUUGGUUGCAAGAGAACGCCAACGCGACAAAGAAAAUCAGAAGGAUGCUGAUCAACCAGUUAUGCUACCAACACCACCUUCAUCCACUCCUGCUCCAGCACCAAGAGUGUCAUCUCCGGAGAACGUGGCAUCGUCGCGAAACAACAGUUUUGCGAUCCAAAGUUUCAAACACAGCAUUAAAUUAUCAUUCGGUUGGUGCCUUGUUCGUGUAACCCGACGAAUUGGACUUGACGUCGUCGAAAUAGACAAAACAUUGCAAUUCUACAAAAACACGACAUCACUGGGGCAGGCCACCAGCCGGAAUGUGUCGACACGCACUUUGCCACAGGAGUUACAGGAAGAUAUUUCCUCCAGUCAGACUCCGAGCUUGCGACGUGAAUCUUGGGAAGAUGAGUUACUCGAACGCGAGGCCAAAUCGUCGUUACCGGUUGUUCGGCAUGCCGUCCAUAACGAACGAGUUGCCGCCGACAACCAAGCAGAUCGCAUGGCUAUAUGGAUGCGCAAUGUGGAGCAGGUCGUUGAAGAUGCUCGCCAGACUUUCGCCUCAUCUUCCAAUGAGCCAGCAACGCUGCCCUCGCUUCCUGCAGCUCCACUUUCCCGACCUGGGCACGUCGCGCGACAACCUUCAUAUCGGUCAUCGUCUCGACUACCUCGAAGGAUUCUCGCAGCAAGUCAAAUUUUCUCGGACUCCCCCGACUCGACUUUCAACAUGUCGUCAAUGGACGUUGCUGCAAACAGCACAGUUGCGAAAGAGGAAGAACCCCAACUUCCAGGAAAACCACAAAGACGUGCAACAAUGAGUGCAGAGAUGGAAGCGCCAGCAACAACAGAUAAUAUCGAAACUGGUUCGCCGUCGAGAAGGAAGGAGAAGAGCCGGUCUCAUGGCGAUUUGCUUGAACGACGGAUCACAUCUAUCGCAGUUCUCGAAAAAGAACUUGCUAAAUCUACCGAGUUGCUGCCUUCACCGCGACUCGCGACUCCUCGUUUGGCAGAUGUCUUAGACCGUAGUCUUUUGGUUGCCUCCCCAACUAAAGCCUUCGGCGAGGACAACGACGACGAACGGUCCAGUACUGCUGUGGAUCGCUCGCGAUCCUUCGACGAGCUCACUUCAUCCCCAUAUCAUGUCCAACCUUAUCCGGCACGCAAAGCCAACGGUCAACCUGCGCCGAUCCCUGACUCGCCAAGUCUCCGUCGUCUGGAAGGUGUCUAUGACCGAUUCCUCAUGGCCACUACUGGCGUCAAACGUGUUGGCAAGGGCUACCAGUCAGACAAUGCUGGUCCAGUCGCUUAUACUGUUGGCCCGUCGUCUGCAGUACCCCAACGCAACCAAAGAGCAUUUCAUUCGGCCCGUCGGGCGAUGCGCCCUCCAGUGUCUAGUGAAGAUGCAGACAACCGGCUCAGCGCCUCGGUUGACGAACUUGGUUUCAUGACCUAUGCUGGCCCCGGAACAGUGUCCCCACGAGAAGGCAACUCUACAAUGACGUUGAUGCGCAAGGCGUUCAAGGCCAUCGUCCCCGGCAAAACAGUGUCGAGGAGAAUCUCACGUGCUAUGUGA